Messenger RNA from Herpailurus yagouaroundi (jaguarundi), 4072 nucleotides. RefSeq names its product growth factor receptor bound protein 10 (gene GRB10). NCBI's taxonomy places the organism in Eukaryota, Metazoa, Chordata, Mammalia, Carnivora, Felidae. Gene Ontology annotation, biological process: negative regulation of Wnt signaling pathway; negative regulation of insulin receptor signaling pathway; insulin receptor signaling pathway. The transcript has 12 exons. The coding region runs from base 257 to 1246 and encodes 329 amino acids. The record is from RefSeq and is a predicted model, not a curated record. Gene Ontology annotation, molecular function: insulin receptor binding.
GACGGUGCCGUCUGUGUGCUCCCACCCUGGCUCAGCUCUGGACAGAGGGUCCCAGCCCCGGCCACACUGCAGGCUCCGGCUUGACAUUCAUGCUGCUGCAGCCCCAGCAGAACCUGGGACAGAAAGAUACCUGGAAGACCACGAGCUGGUGGUCCAGGUGGAGAGCACCCUGGCAAGUGACAGCAAAUUUUUAUUUAGGAAGAAUUACGCAAAAUACGAGUUUUUCAAAAAUCCUACGAAUUUCUUCCCAGAACAGAUGGUUACUUGGUGCCAGCAGCCCAACGGCGGUCACAACCAGCUGUUGCAGAACUUUCUCAACUGCAGUAGCUGUCCUGAAAUUCAGGGGUUCUUGCACGUGAAGGAUCUGGGGAAGAAGUCAUGGCGAAAGUUGUACGUGUGUUUGCGGAGAUCGGGCCUCUACUGCUCCACUAAAGGAGUGUCAAAGGAGCCCAGACACCUGCAGCUGCUGGCGGGCUUGGAGGACAGCAGCAUAUUCUCCCUGAUCGCUGGCAGGAAGCAGUACUGCGCCCCCACGGACUAUGGCUUCUGCAUAAAGCCCAACAAAGUCAGGAGCGAGACGAAGGAGCUGCGGCUGCUGUGUGCCGAGGACGAACAGGGCAGAACUUGCUGGAUGACGGCGUGCAGGCUCCUCAAGUACGGGAUGCUCCUGUACCAGAACUACAGGAUCCCGCCACAGCGGAAGCCCCUGCUCCCCUCCUUCUCCACGCCAGUGCGCAGCGUCUCUGAGAACUCCCUCGUGGCCAUGGAUUUUUCCGGGCAAACAGGAAGAGUGAUCGAGAACCCAGCCGAAGCCCAGAGUGCAGCCCUGGAGGAAGGCCACGCCUGGAGGAAACGGAGCACACGGAUGAAUAUCCUCAGCAGCCAAAGCCCCCUCCAGCCAUCCACCCUGAGUACGGUGAUUCAUCGGACACAGCACUGGUUUCACGGCCACAUCUCCAGGGAGGAGUCACACAGGAUCAUUAAGCAGCAGGGGCUGGUGGACGGGCUUUUUCUCCUCCGAGACAGCCAGAGCAAUCCAAAGGCUUUUGUGCUCACGCUGUGUCAUCAUCAGAAAAUUAAAAAUUUCCAGAUCCUUCCUUGCGAGGAUGACGGGCAGAUCUACUUCAGCCUUGACGACGGGAACACCAAGUUCUCCGACCUGAUCCAGCUCGUGGACUUCUACCAGCUCAACAAAGGAGUCCUGCCUUGCAAACUGAGGCACCACUGCAUCCGCGUGGCCUUAUGACCUCACACUGACUCUCGGCGGAGCCUGGAGGAAGCUGACACUGGAACGAGGGAAGGGGAUGUACGUCGCAAAGAGCACACGUCUGUUGUUCUGCACCCUGGGGAGGGCGGGGGUGGGGGGUGGGGGGGUGGGUCCGUCGGGGCCGGCCGCCCGGGACGGACCGGUCGCUGGACUGGACGGUGAUUUGCUGCUGCGGAGCCGGCAGGAGCGUCUCUCUCCGCACCGGCGAGAUCAGGGAGGCGCCGGAGAGCAUGUGCAGGUGGGAGAGGAAACCGGAGCGAUGGUCUCGGCUGGGCCACGUCGGAACCAGAACCGGAGACGAGUGAUUGGAAGUGAACUCUUGCCCUGGAAUAAUCUUGACAAUUAAAACUGAUAUGUUUACUUUUUUUGUAUCGAUCACUUUUUGCACUCCUUCUUUGUUUUCAAUAUUGUACUCGGCCUCUGUCAGAGGGGGUGUGGCGUCCAGUGCCAGGCUCCAGAGACUGGCUGCGAGGGGGGGUGGGGGGCGCCCCCUGGUUGUUGCCGGAGGGUGGUGCCGGCCCUGUGCAGUUGCUGGGGGCGGAUUCGGCUCCCAGGUCACAAACCACCCCCAGCCCCUCCCAGAAUACUUGAAGAGCUUCUUUUUUUAAAAUAAAUAAAAGGUGUCACCUGUGGUAGGCAUUUGGCACGUUUUGUGGACCCAGGCAACCAUGUCUGUCGGUCAUUCCCCUAUGCACAGAUGUCCUGCACACCUGUUACCUGUGUGUCCUAUCCUCCACAGUUCAGGAGACCUGGGUUGUGUUUGUUUGUUUGUUUGUUUUGGAAAAUGCUCUGUUCCACAACACGGCAGCGGGCCCCUUAGCUGGACGUAGGGAGCGUCCCCGGGACACACCGGGCACCCAGGGCCGGCCGCUGGGGGCCCCCUUUCAGCCUGUUCUAGGGCGAUCGCUGCCUUACUCUUAACCCCCCCCCCCCCCACCGCCCCCACCGUGGCUGGGUCCCUUCCUGGCUCUUGUCCCUCCCGGGGGUUGAAGGAUCUAAAAGGAAAAUGGCACUUGGUUGACUUCCCGCUGUGGCCCGGGGGUUUCCAUGGUGAUAAAGAUGGAAACAUUGGAAAGGGCAUGUCUGCAGCCUGGCAUUUAAAGGUCUUCGCUCCAUAGCCUCCAUUCUGCUGAAAACCCCCUUGAGCCGGUGCACGCGGGGGCUCCCCCUCAGACGGCUGGCGCUCAGAAGUACCUCACAGCAGUCAUAGGCAUUGAAGAGUCUUAUCAACGCACCCUGUUUACCCCUCUGGGGGGCUGAGUCACACGGGGGUGGGGGGGCUGGAGUGUCCCUCCGCACGCCCCUUAGCAGAGUCACCAGGUGUGAGAGUGGCCGUGUCCUUCCCUUCGUUCUCUGCAGAGCAGAAAGGUCUCCCUUGACAGGCGUACAGACUAGUGUGGUGAAAAUGGUCCCCUUUUCUGAGAUCAGUCACCACAUGUGACUGGUCCUCUGGAUGGGUGCCAGCCACUAGGUGGCCUGGCCCUGACCCAGCACCAUGCCCCUGGAGGAAUGUGCCCACGGUGUGGGACACAUGUGGCCGGCUUCAGUGACACAGAUGCCCUCGAAGGAACUCUAGGGUCUAGAAACACUGUAUUUCACUUUACAGGUCUCACUCUACUCGUCUUCCGUGAAACGUCUACUUACACAAGUACAGACUUUGUGGUAAAACGUUUUGAACCAUAAACGCUCAGCUGCGUUCUCUUCUUUCUGUGGCCACUUCUGUCUUUCAGACUAUUGACACGUAGGUAAUUCUCAAGUCUUACCUGGCGGCAAGCUCCCGGGGCCCUUCACCUUGGAUCGGCUCUUUAUUCGCACAGUUCGACAUUUUUCUUUUCACCGGUUGGAAGCCGAACCUUAAAAAAGUUCUAUGAUUUCUUUUUCCUUUUUUUUUUUUUUCUCUUUACAUAGACCAGUAAGAUGAGACUCUCACGGCCCUCUCCAAUAGACCGCAUCCACAGCAUUUUGUAUUUAUAAACCUGCCUUUUAUUUAAAAGGAAGACAAAAGCUGGCCUCUGACGCACAGUCUGUGUGUCGCCGGUUUGACGUAGUCUUUUGGACCUCCCUGGCCGCGGUCAAGUGCUGGAGGGUGGGACCCCCACCCCCCAGUCUGCAGCUGUCUCACUGCUGGGCCUGGUGGCUGGGAGUUCCCCCCCCCCCCCCGAAAGCAGCCGGUCCCUCAAGGAUGUGGGCGUCCGGCCCAGCCACUCAGGGGCUGAAGGACAUUCAACUUUUAUUUUUAUAUUUAGAUGACAUGAAUGUAAACGGGACAGCUCAGGGUCAUUUUAGAGCCUGUUGACUUUUUAAUCUCUCUGCCUGUGAUUUUCCUCUCCGAAGUCGAAAACCCCACGUAGCAACCUGGACUUUGUUGGGAAGGAAAUACCAAAUGCCUCGGGGAUUCAAGGUUCAUGGGUGAGCUCUGUUCCCUUCGGUCGUUAAGUUCUAGAAUGUUGUUUUGUUUGCUAAACCGUGAAGAAAUGCGUGCCUCAGUCUAGCUGUUUGGUCCUCUCUUUUCUGCACUUAAUACCUGACGGUUUGACCAAGAGCCUCACCUUUGCGGGGCGGGACCUGCUCGCGGUGGAUGGCGAUGUCACAGCACAAGCAGUGGUCUGACCUGUAAACAUUUUCAGGGAAUGCAGAAAGGGUUCAGGGACAAGACCUUUAUUCCACAUGCUUUGCUCCUUUCUGUACAUAGCUCUGCGGCUUGUGAACCUAAUUGUAAACGUUCAGGUAUUUUUGUACAAAUAAGGGACUUGACGUUCUGUUUCUUGUAAUUAGAAAUAAACAUUACUGUAGCGUUCUUCAUUU